CUCACACAAUGGAUUUAGAUACAGAAAACACUUUGACUCUGAGCGUCGCAACAUUUCUCCUUCUUCCCAUACUAUGGAUAAAAGUUCAGAGAUCGAAACGGAUCCAGCCUGAAUAUAAAAGAGGAAUGACUAUGGGAUUGAUUCUUGUUUCAGCUCUUGUGGUACUAUGCACCAAAGCAUAUACGGAGUAUGAAUACUUUACCGAUGUAUUUCAACUAGCUACACUUCUCGUUUGUGCCAUACUCGUCAUGUUGGUUACAAGAGCAUGUUGGAGAGAACGAAUGUACAAACUAGGAAUAAUGAUACCAGUCGUAGCACUUACCAUGCUCGCGUUUGUGGCACUUUUUGCAAGAGAGCCAACUCCAAAUAAUUACUCACCUGUCUCAUCAGAGACGAGACCAGAACUCCCUUCUCCCAUGUCCAUGCCUAUGUCCUCGGAACCGAUGGUGAAAAAAUUGAUUGCCGUGUCUUAUGUGUCUGUUAUGGAGUUUAGAUCGGAAUGUUUCUAA
Molecule: messenger RNA, 509 nt
Organism: Capsella rubella
Lineage: Eukaryota; Viridiplantae; Streptophyta; Magnoliopsida; Brassicales; Brassicaceae
Exons: 6
Coding region: 9-509 (166 amino acids)
Source: RefSeq, a predicted model, not a curated record